GUCGAAGAGAAGUGACUUAAUACGGAAAUUGAAAACGGAAGAAAGCAUAAAGGGCCAAAAAUGUACAAAAUUAGUACUCUGCUGUUGAGUGUUCUGCUGUGGCUUGGCUCUCCUGUUCUCGGAAGCUUCUUUCACGGCCCAUCUGCCGUGAGUGUGCCUGUGGGUGUACCAGUGCCAGUGCCAUUUCCGGUGCCUUCGCCAGUUCCGGUUCCUGCUCCAGUGGCUGUGCCCACACCUGUGGCGGUUCCUGCUCCCGUAGCUGUUCCUGUCUCGGAUACUGUGACUGUUCCAGCAGCCUUUAGUGCUCAUCAUGCCUUUGCUUAUGGAGCACCAGCUCCUCCGGCCAUCUUUAAGUACGCAACAGCUUAUGAGGCACCUCAGCCCGUUAUCAAGUAUUCCUUGGGAGCACCAGUGACCACAACAACCACCACUUACUCGGGAUUUGCAGCACCAGCGCAGGCUCAUUAUGCUCCACCGCCAGUGGCUCAUUAUGCAGCUGCCCCGCCACCAGUUGCUCACUAUGCCGCUGCUCCACCGCCACAAUUCCUAACGAGAUAUGCUGCCCCGCCAACCGGUUACCAGUUUGCAGCUCCUCCGUCCUAUGGCAGAUACAAACUCCACUUUGGGUCACCGCCUCCUCACACCCCGGCAGCUGUUUACGGAGCUCCUCAUCCUCCUUCUCAUCAUUCUCCCGUCGCCUUUAACACUCAGGGCUGGUAA
Messenger RNA from Drosophila kikkawai, 720 nucleotides. RefSeq lists its product as uncharacterized. NCBI's taxonomy places the organism in Eukaryota, Metazoa, Arthropoda, Insecta, Diptera, Drosophilidae. The record is from RefSeq and is a predicted model, not a curated record.